Molecule: messenger RNA, 2640 nt
Organism: Penicillium crustosum
Lineage: Eukaryota; Fungi; Ascomycota; Eurotiomycetes; Eurotiales; Aspergillaceae
Product: putative DNA mismatch repair protein
Exons: 4
Coding region: 1-2640 (879 amino acids)
Biological process (GO): mismatch repair
Cellular component (GO): MutLalpha complex
Molecular function (GO): ATP hydrolysis activity; ATP binding; ATP-dependent DNA damage sensor activity
Source: RefSeq, a predicted model, not a curated record
AUGCCGAUUGAGGCUCUUCCUCAGAAAACAAUCCGCGCGAUUGGCUCCACAUCUGUCAUUUCAGAUCCCUACUCUGUUGUCAAGGAACUUAUAGACAAUGCCCUAGAUGCUUCUGCCACGUCAUUGCAGAUUGAGAUUUCCCCAAACACUGUGGAUAUCAUACAGCUCAAGGACAAUGGUCACGGCAUCUCUCCAAAGGACCAGCACUAUGUCUGCAAACGAGCUUUUACUAGCAAGAUCCAGACUUUAGAUGAUCUCAGAAAUGUCGUGCCGCGGAGAUGUGUGGGGGGUUUCGCUGUCACUACUCGAGUUGAGUCCGAAGUUGCCGGGCGAUCUUUGAAGUACGGAAGAAAUGGAGAACUUAUUGGAACACAAAGAACGUCACAUCCUGUGGGCACAACUGUUCGUAUGACAGACUUUCUCAAACACCUCCCUGUCCGCAGACAAACUGCCUUGAAGGGUGCUGCGAGAAAUCUCACAAGGAUAAAAAAGCUUCUCCAGGCAUAUGCGAUGGCUCAGCCAUCUAAGAGGCUCUCACUGAAAGUGCUCAAAGCGAAAAAUGAAAACAACAAUUGGGCCUAUGCGCCAAGCGCAGACGCCUCGAUCUCAGAUGCAGCUCUCAAGGUAGCCGGCACAGAAGUAUCUUCUUCUUGUGUCGUGAAACGACUUUCGUCCCACAUAACCGAUGGGAAUCAACAACGAUCAUUAGAUCAAAAAGAUUAUGAAGCCAUCGUCUUUCUUCCGAAGAAACAAUUUGAUACCUCCAAGAUCAAUAACACGGGCCAAUACAUCAGCGUAGAUGGCCGCCCUCUCUCUAGCAGCAGGGGAAUUGGGCAUGAGAUCGUCAAGAUCUUCAAACCAUAUGUCCGUGUUGCCGCAUCUAAAAGCGAAUCCUCCAAAUCGGUUAGCGAUCCUUUUCUCUGUUUGCAAAUUCGCUGUCCCCGAGGAACGUACGACGUAAACAUCGAGCCAGCAAAAGAUGAUCUGCUCUUCGAAGACCGAGAUGUAGUCUUGGCCUUGGUGGAGAAUUUGUUUCGCGACCACUACGGUGAAAUAAAUGGGGCGGAGACAAGAAAUUCCAACCAGGGCAAAGAUGAUGCCUGCAAAUCCGUCGAAGGCCCAGAAGUGUUCGAACUUUUGAUGGCUAGGAAGCCGGAUAAAGAACUUUCUGCACAGCCUCGCGAACCUGUGAACCCCUUCAGCGAAGCUAUACCUCACACGCCUCUCUCACAGAAUCCGCUUCGUUCCGAGUCCGCCUUUUCGCCUGUGGUUCCUUCUAGUAGCAAGGGCUCGGAAAGUCUUGAUGAACCGACCACUGCCAGAACCAAACGUUCCAGCUUCGUCAAUCCGUGGUCUAUCUCCAGAAUCAAUGCCUCAUUUCAAACACCGCGACGUGGGGGCAAUUCCCUCACUCAAACAAGCCCCGUGGAUCUAUCUAACGGUAGCCUGCAGGGGCCAAUCCGAAGGGAGAGCGAAUCUCGGGGCCUCCAGAAUUCACCCAUCUCGAACUUUACAGGCCCUCUUGCCUCUCGACCUGCAUCUGGGUCGCCCGUGAGGCGCCGUCGACAGGACCCGCAAGAAUCGACCGAGUCCUCCCCUGAGGCUAAUCGUAUUUCGAGCGCCCGACGCGCUGAGAGAGAACGUGAUCGAGAUCGGUAUGGGAACGGAGCUUUAGACACUUGGUUCCAGAGAACCACGCAGGUCUCGCUGCAGCAAAGCCCUAUUGAGGAAGGACCGACACAGAAACCGGACUCACCGCUUUCUUUACUUGCCCAGAAACGAUUUGAAUUGCCCACGGAAACUUCGCCAGGAAUUGGACAUGUCGAUGGGCAAAAUGAUGGUUGCUCAGACAGCCCAUCUAGGAAUAGCAUCACCCCAGAAGCUGCUCGUCAUGUGCCGUCGCUACCCGAAGACCAAGGCGAGGACAUCCCACAGUCAAUGGAUAGUGGUCGAGGAUUUCCGGUUCUUGAGAGAUGGGCCGCUCGACUUCACGAAGGCGUGAGCCAUGAGGAACCAUCGGAUCUGGAAAAAGCGCUUGACUUCGAAAGGCGGAAGAAAGAAGCCAUACAAAACAGUCGCCUACGCUUCAAGCAGAACGAUAAACCGUUCAGUUCACAGUCUGAUCCAGUAUCGCAUUCGCCUCAUAGCAGUCGAUACCUUGCCGCAAAAGCUGCAUUAAUGUCAUCGCAAACUUUGAUCGGCGAGCCGGUCUCUGUGACAACACUCUCUCCUCACGAUCCGCGAGCAUACCUCAUCCGCCAGGCAAGGGACCUUUCCACCGAUGAACCUUCAACGAAUGACGGAAAAGCCCGGAGACUACCCACUAAACGGCUUCCCUUCGAACGUAUACCCGAUGGCUCCGACUUGCAUGAUCUCAGUUUGACUUGCUCGGUUGACUUGUCGCCCAGCUCGAACUCGUUCAAGCGGAAUAUACACGAAAAUCUAUAUGCCGGGAGUGACAACGAAACUACAGCAUUCUCGGCAUCUGAUCUUGAGACCUGCUUGCCAUUCUGGAAUGAACGGUUGAUGCUUAUCAUGAAUCAAAAAUACAAGAGUAAGGACGAUUCACAGCCUUUAAGUAUUCACAUUGAUCUUGCCUCCAUUAUUUCUCAGCAUGUGCAAACAGCUCAAAACAAUUAA